Didymella exigua CBS 183.55 is the source of this 1478-nucleotide messenger RNA. Its product is annotated as carboxypeptidase B precursor. Gene Ontology annotation, molecular function: zinc ion binding; metallocarboxypeptidase activity. The transcript is spliced from 3 exons. The record is from RefSeq and is a predicted model, not a curated record. Gene Ontology annotation, biological process: proteolysis. NCBI's taxonomy places the organism in Eukaryota, Fungi, Ascomycota, Dothideomycetes, Pleosporales, Didymellaceae. Bases 45 to 1280 code for a protein of 411 amino acids.
GUGUCUAAUUUGCAACAGCGCAGACCUCAACUCCAUCUUCCAAGAUGAAGUACAUUCUUACCUCCGCGUUGCUCGCCUCCUCGGUCUUCGCUUCGGUCGUCCCAAGAGACAAUAAGAAGGUCGACUACAGUGGCUUCAAGCUCCUGCGGCUGGAGAACACCGAAGGCCUCGAGGACAAGAUCGAGGAGCUUUCCGCCCACGUCCUCAACCCUGGAAAGUCGGCUCAGCUCGAUGUCGUUGUAUCGCCCGAUAACUUCGAUGCGAUAACCUCGCUGGCGGAGAGCAAGGUCAUUAACGAUGACGUUGGCGCCAUCCUGGCUGAGGAGGGCGAAAUGAGCGUGUAUGCUGUCCCUAGCGAGAGCUGGUUCACGGCAUACCACCCCUACGCGGAUCACUUAACCUUCCUGCGCGAUCUCCAGGGCGGCUUCACCGGCAACUCGGAGAUCAUCACCUCUGGUUCUUCUGUCCAGGGACGUGUCAUUACCGGUAUUCACAUCUGGGGAUCUGGUGGCAAGGGAUCGAAGCCUGCAGUGCUCAUCCACGGUACGGUCCACGCUCGUGAAUGGAUCACUACUAUGAGCACAGAGUAUGUUGCCUGGCAGCUGCUCACCAAGUAUGCCUCCGACGCCAACAUCAAGGCUGUUGUCGACAAGUUCGAUUUCUACAUCAUGCCCAUCGUCAACCCUGACGGGUUCGUCUAUUCCCAGACGACUGACCGUCUCUGGCGCAAGAACCGCAAGACCAUCAGCGGAAAUAGCUGCGUAGGCACUGAUAUCAACCGUAACUGGCCCUACAAGUGGGAGCUCACUGGCGGUGCUAGCACCAACCCUUGCUCCGAAACCUACAAGGGCCAGGUCGCCGGAGACACACCUGAGAACCGUGGUCUUACUGCCCAGGUUCAGUCGCUCAAGAACUCUCGCGGCAUUCGCCUGUACCUUGACGUCCACUCUUACGGACAGUACAUCCUCUGGCCAUACGGCUACGACUGCAGUGCUCGCACUGAGAACGAUGCUGCGCACCGUACACUGGCCACAAAUGCCGCAGCCGCCAUUCGCGCUGUCUCCGGAACUCCUUACACCAUCGGCCCCAGCUGCUCGACUCUGUACGCCACCACCGGCUCCUCCACCGACUACACAGACGUCACUGGCAACGCUACCUAUUCAUAUACAUACGAGCUCCGUGAUAGGGGCACAUUUGGCUUCUCUCUGCCCGCCAGCCAAAUCCAACCAACAGUCGUUGAGACCUGGGCUGGUAUUCUCAACAUGGCCAGGGCGGCAUAAGGGUAUUGGCGAUGUUGUAAAUAAACCAAUUAUUAUCAUUGCCGCAAGGACCGACAUUCAUGACCGUGCCUUGUUGGUGCAGUCAUUGAGAACACUCCCAGAUAGGACAAUCUCACAUGCACUCUGUAAAUCAAUUUCGUCCAAGCAGUCUCUUGCGUGCGAUUUGUAAUACGGGUUGAACGUACUAUCCAGACCGCG